Molecule: messenger RNA, 2031 nt
Organism: Coregonus clupeaformis (lake whitefish)
Lineage: Eukaryota; Metazoa; Chordata; Actinopteri; Salmoniformes; Salmonidae
Product: chordin-like
Exons: 7
Coding region: 1269-2027 (252 amino acids)
Molecular function (GO): protein binding
Source: RefSeq, a predicted model, not a curated record
UAUUAUCAUUACUGUAUUAUCAUCCUAUUCUGUCUCAUGGUGGGGGGUUGUCCUGUAUUUCAACUCACUGAGGGAUGAUUACUGUUCCCCAGACUGACUGAUUGGCGAGACCCUUGCUGUGAACUUCCUCAAAUAAAUCACCGUGCGCACUUCACUACAGUAAUAUAAACUUGACCCGCAGAGCGCUAGUGAUGCCUCCCUAGGGACCAAGACUGAAGGCUCUUGAAAGCAUUCUCGUGCCUAUAGAACAUGGAGGAGUGGGAAGCAUAUUGCUCUAUUUACAACAAACCUAAAUCAAGUGUUUGUUGUAUGUAUUUUUCACUUUUAUUACAACAAGAUAACUUUCCUAUAAACAAAAUAAUAAAGAAUGAGUCAAUAUUGUAGAUGACUUCAGACAUUCUUAUUCAAUGAGACUUUGUCUACAUAGAAAUCUAGAACAGUAGUCCUACACUAUCCAAAAACAGGAUUAUAUUGAGUUGUAACUUUAUAACGACAUAAGAGUUCAAUCGAACCGUUGGCUUACAAAUAGGCUACACACGUAUGAAUGUUCAGGUAGGAAUGGUAGGUAUUUGAAGCUGAAGUUAAUAUGGCCAAAAAUAAAUAAAGUGCUAAAUAAAAAUAGACCAUUCUGUGAUAGAGGACCAACAUAGAUUGAAACACGUCGCCUGAGCUAUUCAAACUAUGUUCAUUUGUUUCUGUUAAAUCACUUAGGUCUGAACUCUAGACGCAGUUGUAUAAAUACAGAACAGGCUGCACACACAGACACACAUUCCUCCCUGGCCUACUGUAGGCUAAAGCCCUGAAGAUUUCACUUUCUUUCACUAGGUGUUCUGACACAUUUUACAUGGAAUUAGGUUAGCGGUAUAGGCUCUAGGACGUUCACCUAACCCCACCCACUCCUUUCUUUCUCACCCCUCCCUGCCCGUGCCUGCUCCAAGUGUCAGGGAAAGUAUAAAGUGGGAAGAGACCCGCACGGACGGGACAUACGCUUCUGGGCUGGGUGCAGUCAUCUCCUCAGAAAACCUCCAACAUCUUUGGUCACUUUCUCUGCUUUUCUCUUUCGCAUAACUUGGGAGCCUUUAUUUCUGGAAUAGGAAUAACUUAAAGACCAUCAACGAAUAGGCUAUCUGGUGACUUGAAUGCUAACCUAUUCAUGAUCAUUUAGGGAAGGUUUAUUACUGGAGUGACAACUUACCUACACGUGAAAGCUUCUAAAAACGAGGUUUUCAAGAACAAAAAGGGAAAAGAGAAACCGGAGCGAGUUUUGGAUGCUGCCCCUCUCCGGGAUGCAGACUCGCGGCGCGCUGAGUUUCUUGUUGUGCGUGAUGAGCUGCGCGUGGCUGCACUCAGGACUGGCCUCACGCCUGAAGUCGCCCAUUCUGCCCAUCCAGUCCGAGAGGGAGCCUUUACCAUCCAAGGGCAUGUCAGGAUGUUCAUUCGGAGGAAGAUUCUAUUCGCUGGAGGACACUUGGCACCCUGACCUCGGGGAGCCGUUUGGGGUCAUGCACUGUGUCCAAUGUUACUGCGAGACACAAAGGGGUCGUAAGGGUAAGGUGUUGGGAAAGGUGAGCUGUAAGAACGUCAAGCAGGACUGUCCUGAGCCUAGCUGUGAUGACCCAGUGCUGCUACCUGGACAAUGCUGCAAGACCUGCCCCAAAGGUGAGGUGGAGGCAGUGUUUGAUGGCUUCGAGUACUUCCAGGAGAAGGAGAAAGAGGAUGAUCUGCACAAGUCCUACAAUGACCGCUCAUACCUCAGCUCUGAGGACAUUUCCCCCGGGAGAGCCGCACUGGACUUUGUAGCAGUGUUGACGGGAGUGACAGACUCCUGGUUACCCAGCUCCAGUGGUGUGGCCCGGGCACGCUUCUCUCUCACUAGAACCAGCCUGACCUUCUCCAUCACCUACCAGAGGAUCGGGCGACCAAGCAGGGUUGUCUUCCUUGAUUCAGAUGGAAAAACUGCGUUUGAGUACAAGAACCCUAAGGGAGACUCAGACAUGGUAAGAGACUGGAACGCUUUCUGUUCCUAGGUAG